Emericellopsis atlantica is the source of this 1746-nucleotide messenger RNA. RefSeq lists its product as uncharacterized. Gene Ontology annotation, cellular component: nucleus. The transcript has a single exon. The record is from RefSeq and is a predicted model, not a curated record. NCBI's taxonomy places the organism in Eukaryota, Fungi, Ascomycota, Sordariomycetes, Hypocreales, Bionectriaceae. Bases 1 to 1746 code for a protein of 581 amino acids.
AUGGAUGACGAGGAACUGCGUCCCGUCGUCCAGCCUUCGCCCCUCGAGACACCGCCUGGCAACGCUCCCUCGCCGUUCAGCCCCAGCCACCCGGUCACGAACAGCAUCCUGGCGCUCGUCGACUCCUUCUUCUCGACUCUGUGCCCCCUGCCUUCGUACGCUUUCCUCCACCCGGAGAGCACGAAGCGGCGGUGCAGGAAUGGACAGAUGCACCGUGCGCUGGCAUCGGCCAUUGCCGCCAUGACUUCGUUGCACACGAGGCUCGACGUCGAUCACGAGGCGUGGAUCAGCGCAGCAGAGCAUAGCGUGUGGCUGCACCUUGAACACCCUACUAUCCCAAGACUGCAGACAUUGUUGCUCGUCAUCUACCACCGGAUGGAGAUGGGAAGGUUCCAGCGCGCUUUCAUGCUGGCCGCCACGGCUGCGCGGUUUGCCUCGGCAAUGCGUCUCAACCACGAACGACCCGACCUGGAUCCCGUGGCGAGGGAGGUCCGUCGCAGGAUUCUCUGGUCCCUGAAGAUUGUAGAGCGGUACUUUUGUGUUGGCCUGCUAGAGUUCGAGCUAUGUCCGAUGGAAGCUAUAUAUAUCGACUACCCGUCGUCGGAAGAUGAAUUUGGUACAGACGUCCAAGGGGAAUACGGCGCCUACAGCCUGCAUGUCCGUCUCGAGGUCGUGAGGCGGGACAUUAUGAAGUUGACGCGGAGUCUCGAGGGGCUCGAGAAGCCACUGCCGAAUCUCAUGGAGCUCAUCCAGCACCAUGUCGCAUCCCUGGAGGAGAUCAGAAUCUCCAUGCCGCCAGACAAGCUCGGUGUGUCGAGCCCCUGGCUUUCGAGGCGGCUACCGAUGCAGGUGUCCUUCCACCAAGCCCAUUGCGACCUGUACCGCAUCCUCCUCCCCGGAUACCCAGAGGCGGCGCCGCCCGUGGUGCUUUCGGGGGUACAGGCGGCCCAUUUGCGCGAGGCAGAGUCAUUGUGCCUGGAGCACGCCGCCUCCACCGUACAAAUACUGACAUCCCUGAACCAAGAGAGCUCUGCCGCGACGCCGCUCGAGUUUGACACCGCAAUCUGCGCGUACCACGCCGCCCGAUUGUUUCUCUACAUUUCGAGAUUCGGACGCUAUGCGGAGACGAGACCUAGUGGAGAGUACGCAGCGAGCAGAGCUGACUUGACCGUUGCCGCGCUACGCCGGUUCUUCCCCUCGUCAGUGCUCGUGGCGCCCAUAAUCAAGGAGCUCGAGCAUUCCAUUGGCGUCUUUAGGCAACGCCAACACGCAGUCAACACUACAACGUCUACGACAACCACGGGCACUGCCGCAUCCUCUGUCGAGCAGUCCGUGGACCCGCCUUCGGGAAGCACAAAGCCGGUAACGAGGCAAGACCAGAGGCUGGCUGUUCACAGUCUCCUCAGACAAGCCGACUUUGGGGAAGACGGGGACGAGGAGAAGGUCAAUCCUGGGGAAGUGGCGUCUGCAGAGGAGCUCUGCCAGAGUCUGGAUUCCGUCUCACCCGAGCAACGGGGGUCAAACGCGACGGGGCCGUCGCCGAGCAAUGGACUACAAGCGAUGCCCAUGUCAACGACUAUGGGCGCGUUCCAGGGCUCCGGACAGAGCGCAUGGCCAAUGGGGGGUUUCUUCCCGGUUGGCGACGGUCAGGGUCUGAACAGUUUUGGCCAAGUCGAGCAGCCACUGUUCUCCUGGGGAGGACCGCAGGACUGGGACUGGUUGUUUGAGCAGGGUCUGCCUUCAUGA